Messenger RNA from Liolophura sinensis, 5791 nucleotides. Its product is annotated as pro-neuregulin-1, membrane-bound isoform-like. The record is from RefSeq and is a predicted model, not a curated record. Bases 616 to 1182 code for a protein of 188 amino acids. The transcript is spliced from 9 exons. Lineage: Eukaryota; Metazoa; Mollusca; Polyplacophora; Chitonida; Chitonidae.
AUAAGUGCUGUGCUUUAUCGAUGUAACUGGGGGCAAUAGAAUAUUAGGUUGUCAAUGAUGUACGUUUGGUUUUAAAAACUCUGUUUAAAAAAGAAGUGAGAUUGUUUUCAAUGCUUGUGAAAAAUUGUCUUGUGCGUGGCAUAUCACGGGCUUGGCCAGGUAUAUGUACGUACAGCCUGUAACUAGGACAAUGGCGUCAGCGACCUGGAGAUAGAAUGAAUGAAUGAGUGGGAAGAGAAGUGAGAUCUUCAGAUCGUCUUAAAUGUGCUGUAGGACAACAAAUCCAGAUAUAGGCAUUCAGCAUUCCGUGACUGAGGGAGUAAGUGUGAAGUUUUGGGGACCCCGUGUGGAGAUGUACAUGGCUGGUGAUGCCAGCACACCGUGCUAUAUGUCAGAUGGGCCCUGUUCUCUUGAGCAUGUGAAUUCAGGACCUGGUACAUGUUACAGCGUCCAUUCACCAGGACUGCCUUGCCCUUAACCCGGAUAAACAGCCUGUGAUCAAUGUCACUGUGUACUUCAAGCUCUCUGUGGGACGUCGCAAGUACAAUUUGUCAUGUUUGGAACAAGGGGUUCUUGAUGCUCUGGCCUGCAUGAUCUAGCGACUGGGAAUAAAAUAUGCUAUAUCCAUUUCUGUUUCUUUUCAUCAUUGGACUGAUGCUGCCCAGUACAACAGAUGCAUGUGGAAAGAGGCCUGUGCGACCAACCCCCACCCCAACAACGAUUGCGACCAAUACGAGCGAGGGCACAACACCCCAGUCCAGUUACAGGCUGCCGUGUAACGCCACUGAGGAGAGGCUGUUAUCAUGCUUACACGGAGGGUCCUGCUUCAUUGUCAUCAUCAAGAAGGAAAGGAAUCGAAACUGCCAGUGUCCUCAGGAGAGAACUGGGUUCCGCUGCCAGGAGCUGUCACCUGAAUUCUUCCAGCCAACAGUUAUAGAUCCUAACAAACUGCGGACGGCUCACAUCGCGGCUGGUGUGGUGGGCACGGUAAUCAUUGUCCUGGUCAUCGUCCUCUCAGCAUAUGUGUAUCGCAGGGUGAAGAAGAAGGAAAGCUCUCUGGCACAUAGGCAGAGACAGAAUGGGGCCAAUGGUUCACAUCCGAAUAAUGCCAGCAAUUCUGGACCUAUGCCAUAUGAACUGCAACCGAUCAACAAGGAGCAUGGUGCUGGAGAAUCAGUCUAACAGCCGUGUUCAUCAGGGGCCCUAUGCUGUGCCUUGUGAUAUAAACUGGCCAGUCAUAGAUCAUUUGAGAACUGUGUAAUCAGGCAGUCAGUGAUACAGACAAUGAAGCAGGAGCCUGUCAUCCCCGCUUGUUGCGUUCAGUGUUACAGUCUCAGUGAUUGGUCACAUGUUAACCAUGACGUGUGCUCUAGUUCACUGACUGGCUUGUUCAGAUACACUUGUUGUGCUACACAUAUCAGAGGAAAGUUUUGAAUGUGACACAAGCAUUUUUGUUGGUGAUAAAUUGUACUGUAUCUGUCCUCGGUAUAAACCCAUUGUUCCCACCAUUUAUAGAAUGUAUGGUCAUGACAUUUGGUUAGGCAGUUCUUUGCAUUUAUAUCAGCACAUUACAUUAAUUGUACUGGACUAGAAUGAAAACCACACCUAGUGUGCCUUUGGAAAGCUCCAUCAAACAAGUUUGGACUGGAAAGUAGUCUUUCUAAGGCUGUAUUCUUCAUGCCGACAAUAUGAAAAAAUGUGCGAUACAGGGUAAUGUGCCAGUAGGAUCUGUGUUUAAAGGUGUAGUCUGCCAAAGUCAUGCUUUAUGUUAAUUUCUGAAAAUUUGUGUGGAAAAAAUAUAGUUUGAAAUUGAUGUUAAUUGAUGAAUUGGAAACUCUGCUAUCUGUUCAGCAGUUCAGCUUGUAUGAUAUCUAUGGAAUGGAUGAUUACCUGAGUGUCACUUAAAUUGUCUUACGCCAACACCUGAGUCUGACCAUGGACAACAGCUAGCUCGCUUCAGAAAUGCCACACAGGUUUCAAAUGAUCCUGUUGUCGGGCAACAGUUCAUCUAGCACUUGGAUGGUUUGAAUGUUUAUAAGGGACAUAACUGAACCAGUAUUGCUUCAAAAAUAUACCUUCUGUGUCAUCAUGCAUCAGAAGACUAUAACUAGCUUGACAGGUUCUGUGUUGCUUGUGGUCAGGUGGAGUGUCAGGGAUUUGACUAUAAAACCAGAACUGGUGAGAAGAACAUCUGAAACACUACGUGAUUUGUCUUAUGACUUCAGCAUUUAUCUACAGCACGUGAGGAACAAGUGAUGAUUGGAGCACAGUGCCAGUCAUGGUGGUCAGAGCUUACCUGCAUGUAAUGUGCAAUUCACAUCACCUGAACACAUGACCAUACGACGACUAUGUCCAGAACAACAGCUUCCAACAGUGUGUUCGUCUUUGUCCAUCAACAUCCUGUAUAAAUGUACCACUGAUCCAGGACACCCUCCACAUUACAUGUGGAUUUCUGAAAAUUGAACCGUGAAGUAAUUGUCUCCCCUUCCUGCCGGUUGCCAGUCUUGUACUUUCAUAUGUAACUUGCUGGCAUCAGAAAACACCAUGAUUCUAAGGAUUUCAUUGGGUGACAUUUCAAGGUACAUCAGCCAAGUAAGACUGAGCACAGCAGGCUCGGUUGGAGCAGCUGGGUUAAGCAGUUGUUCAUCUAUUCACACAAUUGAUCACGUGGGUAAAACAGCUUGGAAUUUUUUUGAAACUUUUCUGGAUUGAUCAUAAAUAGAUAACUGCUUAUAGCUGUUUUUGGUGCAUUGGUGUAUAGUGCUGAAAGUAUGUUAAGUGUCGAGGAGGAGCAUUCCAGGGAAUAACAACCAGUCCAUAGUUCUUAGUCUGUGAUGAGUUGUUAACAGAUCUGGGCUGUACUAGUGCUGAUCUUCAUUAUCAACAUGCAGGUUAUCCAACUUUGUCAGAUUAGAACUUCAGUUUUUAUGGUGGUAAACAUAUCUGUGGAUGAAUACUUCUAUGCUGUUUAACCUUAAUCUUCAAAGAAAACACUGUUAACUUCUCGACUUUUGUAAUCCAUUUCAGGAAGUGUAAUCAACAUCGUUAAAUGUAUUUCAUAUUGAAGUAUAGUUUCAAAAUCCCCAGGUUUUGUCACACAAGUGGUCCAUGUACAGAAAGAUCCUUGUGCAAAGGUGAUAUCAAGACAUGCAGGGUUAUCUCCCUUAUUCUCAAAUACUUUUAUUUACAUGUUCUUAUUUGGUCAGAGAUACACAUUGUUUCAGGUAAGGUGAACUGUUUACCAUUUUUCACUUUUUAGUUUCCAAAGUUGUCAAACUGGUAUGGGUUCUUAAGUGAGCCCAUAUAUGUUUGUUGUUCAGUACAGUGAAACAAUUUCAGCAUUUAACAUUGAAUGGGCUAUUGUCUCAGAUAGUUUUUAAUGAACUAGUUCAUUCAGCUGUAUGUAUCAGGUUUUGGAUCUUGUUGUUUUAUGCUGACUGGUGUACAGACUUGUUUGAACACUUAUUAAUGAGUCCCCAUGGUGAUAUAAAACAGUACAAUGCAACAAGGAGGGUAGUGGAGUGGAUGCCUUCUGGGUGAGCUCAUGCAGCAGACAGGAGACAGGAGUGUGUUUGAUAGUAACUGUACAAUUGUCAAUAUGCCUCUCUCUGGAGAGUAUCAAUGCACAGAACAGUGUAUAUGAAUUAUUUAAUAUUCUGCCUUGCAGAGAGUCCCAGGCAGCUCUCUCAAUAAUUCAUGCUAGUGUGUACUGUUGUAUUCAACUCUCUAGCGUCAUUCAUUGCCAUUAUCAGUUUUGAUCUGCUGGGCUCUGUAAAACCCUUCAUCCACAGAAAUGUCAACAGUCAUUUGUUUACCUCCACCAAAUAACUUGACUGAAAUGAUUGUAAAGAAUGUAGUUGCUACACAUUAAAUUUUUUAUUAUCUUAGAAAUUCCCUGUACUUAAGAGUACCAAUGUACUUAAACCUUGCCUUUUCCAUAUAUGGCAUAGUGAACAAAGUUUUGACACCAGGAUUUGAACUUCUGUGGGUUCCAUUUCUGCAGGCUCAUACAAACAUGUACCUGGUCAUAAGGCAUUACAUAUUCCAGAUAAACCAAAAAUCUCCUCUGCAGUGUACCAUUAAAAUUCAGGCUGGGAACCUAUGCUGAUUAAUUUUAAAAGUAUUAUUUAAAUUUGCUUGUGUGUAGAAAGAAGUUAUUCCAUUUUGUGGACUGGAAGGUUUCACCUUUUGUUUCAUCAUUUGGUAUCAGCAAUGUAUUUGUAUUUAUUUAUUACAAAGUCCAAGUUUGUACAUGUAUCUCUUUAAUUUGUGGCCCCAAAAUUAUCACUGGAUUUUAAUCUUCUUGUCAGAGGCUAGUGCUGUUAUGGUUUUUGAGCAGAAUGUAAAAAUAGAUCAUAUAUUGUUUACAAUGGGAGUUAAAUCCUGUUUAAGUGCACUGCACAACAUGUUCUCUUUGUUUUUAACGCACACUUUUUGUUAUUCUUUUAACAGGUGCAUUUAAACAUAUUAGCAAAAUUGUUCUUUUCUUUUUUGCUCUUUGGAAUCUGUCUAAUGGAAAGAAAUGUAUUAUAUUUUGCUAUUGCUCAGCUUAACUCAACCUUCUUGAAGUGUUUCUUCUCUUUUUGUAUUUUUGUUUCUGUACAGUGUACAGGUGUAUGAUCUUGUAUGAUUAAAUUAUUAUUUGUAUUAAAGUGAUUUGUUAAAUGCUUGUAGUGUCACACAGGUUAGAACACAAAAUGUAUUGCAGCUAUAAAUUUCCUGUCUCUUAGGUAAUAUUGAGCGUAGACAUAGCAUACUGAUCACAGUAUGAGCAUAUGUAUGUAUGUGAGGGAAAAUUUGCAAAUUAAUCAGACAGAUUUCUAGCACUGGCUGGGGAUACUACUAAAGCACUGAAAUGACAUGUAUUAAUGUUUAGUGGAAAAUUUACAAAGUAUAUGUGCAAUGCAGUUGGCCUAAUUGUGAAGUUAGCAGAAUAUUUGACAACAUUCUAAUCAUCGAAUUAUAUUAAAUGAAAAGAUUUUUUAGGUUAAGAUAUUUUUAAACUGAUAUUUAUGGCUGUUUACUCAAAUGUAGUUGAGGUUACUCUUUAGAAGAUAUGCUGGUGAGUCCUUUAGGGGGCACAAUAAGCAAAGAGGAGCAGGUAGGAAGCACUACAGCUCUUGUAAAUACUGUAAAUAAACUAGCUGAAUUCUCUUACUGAAUUGUUGAAGAUGAUGAUCUGCUUUAACAUACUGCUGUAAAGUGGGGCUUUAAAGGAUAAAAACUGGAAGAUUUUAUGCAGAAGGCUGCUUUCUAAGAAGACAGACCACGUGAUAUUUGAUGGUGAUAUGGUGUGUAUACAUGUACAAUACAAGGCUUGCAUGUGUACUUGAAGCUGAACUAGACUGUGAAGCAGAGUGUAUGAGUGUAUAUACAGACUUGCUACACUUCACAUUUGGCUUUUCUGGGUCAAGCAUUACUGUAAAACAUAGUUCACAGAAAUGAGAAAUAUGCUUCAAGAUAACAAGCCAUGUAACCACAUACUUCAUGCACUCGUUUGAAGCUGAGAUGAUGAACUGCAGACUGGAGUAGCUCCAACAGUUUAAUAGGUGUCGACGACUUUUUGCCUAUCAAUGUUUUACCUGUUUUAGUGCAAGAUUGCUUUUUAUUAAUGAUAUACCAUUUUCCCAGCAUGAAAGAGAAGCAUACCAAAUGUCACAUGACAUAUGCUUCUCAUAUAACAGAUAAUUAUAUAUACUUGAAUUAGUUAUAUCACAUAGUAAUUUAAUUGUUUGUGUGAAAGGUGGAUGGAAGAACCAAAUCAUGUGCAUGUUUUCAUUGUAUAGCCCAC